Molecule: messenger RNA, 695 nt
Organism: Maylandia zebra (zebra mbuna)
Lineage: Eukaryota; Metazoa; Chordata; Actinopteri; Cichliformes; Cichlidae
Gene: serp2
Product: stress-associated endoplasmic reticulum protein family member 2
Biological process (GO): endoplasmic reticulum unfolded protein response
Cellular component (GO): endoplasmic reticulum
Source: RefSeq, a predicted model, not a curated record
UUGACGCAGGCGCCGCUGCUGCUGCUGUCGUCAACCUGCAGCAUCAGAAAACAACAGGCUAAAAACAGACUGGCGUAUCCCGGUGAAGAUGGUGGCCAAACAGAGGAUCCGCAUGGCCAACGAGAAGCACAGCAAGAACAUCACUCAAAGAGGAAACGUAGCCAAGACGCUGCGGCCACAAGAAGAGAAGUAUCCUGUGGGUCCCUGGCUGCUCGCCCUCUUUGUGUUUGUUGUGUGUGGAUCAGCCAUAUUUCAGAUCAUCCAGAGCAUCCGUAUGGGGAUGUGAUGAAGGAGAAGACUCUGGACCCCUGCCCUCUACCCCCCAAACCCUCCUCAUGCCCUCAUAGCGCCUCACCUGUGCACCCUCCAGAGGUCCAGAGAUGAAUGCCACUCCUUGGAGAGAGAGGGAGAGAAGCGUCCCCCUGAAGCUGACCCUAAAGACACCACCCUGCCCCUGAUCAGCGUUUACAGUAUUGCAGUCUGUGGUACUGACAGCUUUUCUAUGGACAGUCUGAGACCACGCCGGCUGGAGAUCGUGAUUCAUUUUGUGUGUGUGUGUGUGUGUGUGUGAGAGAGAGAGAGGUGGUGUGUGACUGUGCGACCAGUGAUUCCUGCUAACAAUGUGCCAUACUUGUAUAAUUCACUGUCAGUCUAUGAAGAAUGUUUUUUCAAAUAAAUGUUGAGCAUUUAGAAAA